AUGGAAGACAUAAAUCUGAGGACAAAGCCAACUAAUAUGGUAGAUAUAUUGGACCCACUUUCCCCGAGUGUGAAUGAUUCUGGCAGUUCAGGGCUUAUGCAUAAACUGAGGAUGAGAUUUGGUAGAUCUUCACCACCGAGACCACCAGGAGAUGGAUAUGUGGAAUUUGGGGAGUUCAGAUCCGAGCGACCUGGUAUCAAAAAGGUUGGCACGUUUGCAGGAGUGUUCUGCCCCGUGGUGCUAUCUAUGUUUAGUGCUCUAGUUUUUAUACGAAUGGGAUAUUUAGUAGGCAACGCCGGGCUUUUAGUGACGCUAGCACAAUUCGGAAUGGCAUAUUUAAUAGUUGGUUUUACUGUGAUGUCAAUCUGUGCGAUUUCAACGAAUGGAGCCGUUGAAGGGGGCGGAGUUUAUUUCAUGAUAAGCAGAACUUUAGGUCCAGAAUUCGGUGGUGCUAUAGGAACGUUAUUCUUUCUCGCCAAUGUCGUUUCUAGUGCGCUCUGUAUUUCUGCCUGCACUGAAGCCUUAGUUGAAAACUUUGGGCCUAAUGGCUACCUAGUUGGGGAAUCUCCGGGCCUACCAAACGGCUACUGGUACAGGUUCCUGUAUCGUUCAGCGCUGAACGCGGCGGGGCUGGGCGUGUCUCUCGCUGGUGCGUCCCUCUUCGCUCGCACCAGCCUCGCUAUAUGGCUUACCACCGUGGUCUGUCUGUGUAGCUCAUUCCUCAGCUUCUUUGUUACUGCUCCUGGACAGAUAGAAAAACCAGAUACAAACCUAAUAGUGAAUGCAACAAACUUCACCUACACGGGUCUGAGCGCGGCGACACUACGGGAGAACUUAUAUCCGCACUAUGCGAGAGACUACAGCACAUCGGACGGUGAAAUGGUGGACUUUGCAUCGGUCUUUGGGGUCCUCUUUACGGGGGUCACGGGGGUCAUGGCUGGGGCUAACAUGAGUGGUGAACUUAAGAAUCCAUCUCGCAGCAUCCCGCGGGGAACACUGACGGCUCUCCUCUUCACGGCGCUAUCGUACGCGGCGCUAUCUCUGCUGACAGCAGCCACCUGUUCUAAGGACUUGUUGCAGAACAACUACGUGUAUUUACUGCCUAUUAAUGUGUGGCCGCCAUUUGUUGCUGUAGGAAUGUUAACAGCUACUUUCUCUGCUGGUCUCUCCAAUUUGAUUGGAGCGUCCAGAGUUCUGGAAGCGUUGGCUAAAGAUAAUAUAUUUGGUUUCCUCCUCCGUCCCAUGGUAUCGCACUCGGGCAACCCUGUGCUCGCCGUCAUAGCCUCCUGGCUGCUGGUGCAGGUCGGCAUCAUGGCCGACUCCUUGAACACCAUUGCACAGGUGAAUUCGGUGCUCUUUAUGACGAGUUACUUCGCUAUCAAUCUUGCCUGUCUUGGUUUGGAUCUCGCGUCUGCUCCGAACUUUAGGCCGAGUUUCAAGCAGUUCUCGUGGCACACGUCGCUGCUGGGCCUGGGCGGGUGCGCGGCGCUGAUCUUCGCGCUGCGGCCGGCGUACGCGAGCGGCGUGGCGCUGGCCUGCUGCCUGCUGGUGCUGGCGCUGCACCUGCUGUCGCCCGCCGCCGCCGACCCGCGCUGGGGCAGCCUCAGUCAGGCGCUCAUAUUCCAUCAGGUCCGAAAAUAUCUCUUGCUGCUGGACCCUCGGAGGGAACACGUCAAGUUCUGGAGGCCGCAGAUGCUUUUGCUCAUCGGCUCUCCUCGACAGUCUGCUCCGCUUAUUGAUUUCGUUAAUGAUCAGAAGAAAGGUGGUCUGUUCGUGAUCGGACACGUGCGAGUGGGGCAGCUGGACGGCAGCGGGGACCCGCUGGCCGACGAGCACAAGUACUGGCUGCAGCUGAUUGAUCAUCUAAAGGUGAAAGCGUUCGUGGAGCUGUGCCUGGCGGAGUCCGUGCGGGCGGGCGCCGCGCACCUCACGCGGCUGGCCGGCCUCGGCGCCAUGAAGCCCGACACCGUGCUGCUCGGCUUCUGGGACGACGCAGGGCCCAAGGACUUCUUCAGGGACCCGUCGUCGCCGUACAAGACGCAGCAGUUCGAAGCGGAGGGCGCGCCGGCGUUCCCGCUGCGGCCGCGGCGCGCGCGCCUCGCGCCCGCCGAGUACGUGCGCGUCGUGUCCGACGUGCUCUGCGUCAAUAAGAACGUGUGUCUGUGCAGGCACUUUCACAACCUGGAUAUGGCCGCCGUUGAGAGGAGGGCGGCGUCGCUGCGGUACAUCGACGUGUGGCUGGUGGAGGCGCUGGCGCCGUCGCGCGAGCAGGCCUUCACGGUGCGCGCGCUGUUCGCGCUGCAGCUGGCCGCCGUGGUGCGCUCGGCGCGCGGCUGGCAGCACCUGCGCCUGCGCGCGCACGUCGUCGCCGUGCCAGAAGAAGCAGGUCGUACAUUCUCAACGGGAUUGGACCCAGCCUUGGACCCGAACAUUCCAGAACUUUCUCCGGGACUACCAGUCCAUGAGAGAUUGGACCAGUUGCUCAAACUGCUUAGAAUAAGCGCAACUGUUCAUACUGUCACUGAAUGGCCGAAGUUGGAAGAUACGAGCCAAUGGUCGGACUCGACGAGUCUAGAUGAGAACAGCGUGUAUCAGAGAGUGCCUAUGAAUUACUUGCAAAGAGUGAACAGUAUAAUCAAAUCUCGCUGCGAGGAAGGCACGGCGGUCACGUUCGUACAACUCCCGCCGCCGCCGAAACUGCCGCCUACGCCUUCGUCCAAGGACGACGCCAUAUGCGAACAGUAUUUAAAGAUAUUAGACGAAUUCACAAAGGAUCUAUCCCCGACUAUACUCGUCCGAGGACUUAAAUCUGUCACAUCCACGUCUCUA
Messenger RNA from Brenthis ino (lesser marbled fritillary), 2829 nucleotides. The record is from the annotation of a GenBank genome assembly. Lineage: Eukaryota; Metazoa; Arthropoda; Insecta; Lepidoptera; Nymphalidae.